Molecule: messenger RNA, 8484 nt
Organism: Amyelois transitella
Lineage: Eukaryota; Metazoa; Arthropoda; Insecta; Lepidoptera; Pyralidae
Gene: Dcr-1
Product: endoribonuclease Dcr-1
Exons: 43
Coding region: 192-8231 (2679 amino acids)
Biological process (GO): pre-miRNA processing; apoptotic DNA fragmentation; siRNA processing
Cellular component (GO): nucleus; RISC complex; cytoplasm
Molecular function (GO): RNA binding; deoxyribonuclease I activity; ribonuclease III activity
Source: RefSeq, a predicted model, not a curated record
UGGUUAACCCGGCGUUGAUUGCAUCUUGUAAUUUUACAAAUUCCACAGAAUUUUGUACGAUUGAUUUUAUAUCAGUUUAUUGAAUUUCUAUUUUAAAAACGUUACUUUUUUUCUCCCGAUUUCUUAUGAUAUUUUUGGCAAUGUGAGUUGAGUGUAAUUUCAUCGUGUUUGCAAAACAAGGCGAUAGAAAGAUGAUGGAUAGCAACUGUUCCCGUUUCACCCCAGCGGAGGGCGGGGCGAGACUUGCAGCGGCUGCGAGUGAGCGCAACAUACUGGCCGUGGAGUACCCCGCGUUCAUAUCAACACGUUUGGUGUACGAACACGCUUAUAAGAUCAGGGGUUCUCUCUUCGACGGCAGCCAACGCUCAGUGCACAUCGCCAGGGCGUCACGUGUGGAAGCCGUAGCGUACGAUUACCGUGCGCUGACGGAUCUCGCGAUAGCUCACGCUACGGACUAUGGGGACGUUUACGAUUGGUUCGCGGAGUUGGAUAAAAAGGAGGUGGUCGUGUGCACUUCAGCGGUUCUGAAGCGGAUCCUGGAGGAAGGUGUGAUCGAGAUCGCCAAUAUGAACGUGCUCAUCAUCGAGAGCUGCCAUCUUAUCUACAAAGAUGACAAUUUGAAAUAUAUUCUGAAGCUUUACAAAGAAAGCGAGGAAGAUAAACGCCCUAGAAUCUUAGCGUUAACAUAUCCACUAUUUUUAUCUACAAAAAAAGAUGGCCACAUUGAAACCACAGACAACCAAUCUCUAACUGUCAAAGACAAUGAGCAUAAAGAUGAUGCGGAAGCGAAAGGUAAUGAAAAUGUCGCAGAAAAUAUUGAUUUCGUAAAAGGUGAUAAGAAAGUAAACACAGGGAAUAAUGAUUUGAUAGAUAAUGAUGAAAAACUAGAAUCUACUGAUGAUAAACUUGAAGCACUCGAUGACAAUGAAACUAAAAUCACUGACAACCAUGAUACGAAAGAAGGUAAUGCUGUUUCUGAAUUAAAUGAUAUGCCAACAAAAGCUACGAAUAAAGAUCUACAAUAUACAAGUGAAGAAGAUUACAGUUUGUAUGAGAAUUAUGAUGAUUUUGAUAUGUAUGAGAAGCUCGAAUGGAAAAUUGAAGAGUUGGAGAAAGAAAUUUGCUGUCAGAUGGAUUUGGCUGAAGAUAUUGACGGUGGGAAGAGACUGUCAGGAACCCUUGCUAAGCCCAAGGAGUUGAUAAUUGAAUACAACACCCGCCCCCCCAACGAAGAUCUGCCCGAAGCCUACGUGGAACUGGAGACUUUCAUGAAGGACACGGUUCGACAUGUCAUGGAGUUCCUAGGGGAUCAUAGGUUCGAUCUGAUAGAGAUAUACGGUGAAGACUUUAUCGACGAGUUGAAGAACGUUCCCGACCCCACUGUGGCGCCGAAGAACUUCCUGAACCAGUUCCUUUAUGUUUUGGACCAGUUGGGGCCGUACGCCGCUGACAAACUAGCCUUCACACUUCUCGUGAAAUUGGAAAAGUUAAGAGUGCGCGAGAAAUAUGACCGCCAUUUUCUUCUACUCUGCCUGCUGACGACCGUAUUCAUCAAAAUCCGUUGUUACACCGACUCUGUUUUAGAAAAAUACUCAGAUUGGGACAAAAUAAAGCUUUUCAGUGCACCGAAACUGAUGAGGUUCGUCGAAAUACUAGAGAAAUUCCAACCGAACGAAGCGAAAAGCGAACAUUCCAUUAAAAAUACUACAAAAGAUGGCGUCGCCAAAUUGUUGAACGACAUAGACAAUUGCGACUUUGUAUCGCUGGGCAACAAGAUUGAAGAUCGCGUGAACACCUACGAGGCUAACUUGAAGGAUAUUGACGAUAAAGUUGACAAUAGUGAUGUUAAUAGUGAAGCUAAAGUUAUAACGGACAAAAAUGAUGUAAACAGUGCAGCUAAAGUUAUAACAGACAAAAAUGAUGUAAAUGGUUCAGCUAAAGUUAUAACGGACAAAAAUGAUGUAAACUAUGAAGAUAAAGUUAUAACGGACAAAAAUGAUGUAAACGAUGAAGAUAAAGUUAUAACGGACAAAAACGAUGAAAACAGUGAAGAUAAAGUUAUAACGGACAAAAAUGAUGUAAACAGUGCAGCUAAAGUUAUAACGGACAAUAAUGAUGUAAACGGUAAAAAUAAAGUUAAAACGGACAAAAAUGAUGUAAACAGUGAAGCUAAAGUUAUAACGGACAAUAAUGAUGUAAACGGUAAAGAUAAAGUUAUAACGGACAAUAAUGAUGUAAACAAUGAAAAUAAAGUUAAAACGGACAAUAAUGAUGUAAACGGUAAAGAUAAAGUUACAACGGACAAAAAUGAUGUAAACGGUUCAGCUAAAGUUAUAAAGGACACAGUUAGUGAUACUAAUGAAGUGAGUGACGCAAAAGUGAGUGAGCCCGGUGCGGGGAGAGCGGUUGGCGACAAGACUAGCGUGUGCGCGGGGCGGCGGGGCGGCGCGCGGGGCCGUGCGCGGGCGCCGGCGCGCGCGCCGCCCGCCGCGGACGCGCUGUGCGGGCUGGUGUUCCACCGGCACCCGCUCGUGGCCCGGACUAUGUUCCAUGUGGUGUCGGACAUGUGCCGUUGCAACCCCAAACUCUCUUACAUCUGUGCUCAAUACUGCGCCGUUGAAGACACUAUGGAGAGUGACUCCAAACAGCAGGGUAAAAGACAUGAAACUGUUCUAAAGAAAUUCAGAAUGCACGAAUGCAACCUGCUUUUCGCCACGUCAGCACUCGAGGAGGGCAUUGACCUCCCGCGGUGUAACCUGGUGCUGCGUUGGGAUGUACCUGCUUCCUACCGUUCAUACGGGCUGUGCCGCGGCCGCGCACGCGCAGCCCGCGCCGCGUCCGCGCUGCUGUGCUGCAGCGGGGAGCUCGCGCGCACGCUGCUGCGCAACGUGGCCACUUACAGGGAGCUGGAUCAGAUUAUAAGCCGAAAGUGCGGCUGCGGUGUGCAAGAUGAACCACCACCUUCUGAAGAAGAAGACGCAGAUAAACUGACCUGCGUCAUCAAACCUUAUUCUCCACACGACUGUGAUAAUAAACCUAGGAAUAAUGCUAGUUUUGAUAAAAAAGUUAAUAUUGAUGAUGGAAAUGAUAAACUUAAUGAUAAAGUUGAGACUGAUAUUAAUAAUAUUGAUAAAAUUGAAAUGAUUGAAAAUGCAAGACAUCUAACCACUGGUAAUAUGACUGAUUAUAGUAAAAUUGAUGAUGUUGAUAAAAUGGAAAUGAUUGAAGGUGUAAGGCAACUGAUUAUUGAUGAUACAGCUAGUGAAGAAAACAAUGCCAAUGAUUCUGUUAAAAUGAAUGAUAAAGUAAACGUGACUGCGAUAACCCCAGAUGAUAUUGAUAAAAAUGAAAAUGCUAACAUUGAAAAUCAUGAUAUAAUAGCUGAUAACAAUAAGAAUAUUGAAAUAAUAGAAAAUACAGAAGCGAAAAAGGAAGCUUUUAGCGAGAAAUCAAUAAAUAAUUGUACUUAUGUAAAUAGAUCAAAUUUUGAUAACAAUUUUCAAAUGUUACACAAUAUUUUAAACAAUGAAUCUAUAAAUACAGUUACAGCCGUGUCUCAAAUAAAAAUAACAAGUGAAAAUUAUAUUAAUUCAAAUAAACCAAAUGAUGAUUUAGACAUUGCAGAUAUUAAUAAUAUAGUAAUUGUAAAUAAAACGAAUAGUGCUAGUAGAAAUAUGGAUAUUGGUAACAAUAUUAGUGGAAAUGCAUUUAGUGAAACGAAAAGUGUUAAGUGUAAUAGUGAAGUGAAAAUUGUGGACAAUGAUAUUCCAUUUGUCGAUCUUAGUACUGCUAUACCACUUAUAAAUAGAUACUGUGCCAAACUGCCCUCCGAUACGUUCACCCGCCUGGCGCCUCAGUGGUGGACGGAGCAGGUUCGAAUCCCGGACAGCGCCGGGGAACUACACACGGCUUACAUAUGUACACUACGGCUGCCGCUUAACUGUCCUGUUAAAUAUAAUAUAGUGGGUCACCCAAUGAAAACCAGAGUGCUCGCCCGCCGCAUGGUGGCGCUGCAAGCUUGCAGGAUACUACACAAAUCUGGCGAAUUAGACGAACAGCUGAUGCCUAUUGGCAAAGAGAACUUCAAAGCGGCGGAAUUGGAAAACUCAAAUUUCACGAGCGACAGUGGCGACACCGGUGACGCGGCGAGACCGGGAACUACGAAGCGAAGGCAGUAUUAUUAUAAGCGGACAGCAUGGGCGUUCACAGAUUGCCAGCCGAUAAUAGACGCUACCGACGAGGAAAUAGAGGCGAAUCCUACAAAACCACCUGAGAGCGAAGAAGAUAUGUGUAAGAAGCAAGGUGUAAAACGUAAUCUACUAUACGCACUAGAAUCCCGCCUCUCGUGCGCUCUGCCAGAGAGAUACAACACUAGAGGCAGGAGACUUCACGCGCCUCAACACGCGGCGCACGCUAUAGCUCUCCUCAUGGCGAGGGACAAUUGUGACGAUUUACAGAUACCCGCGUUUCCCGUAUACACGAGGUCGGGUGAAUUACUAGUCUCCGUUCGUCAUGUGCCACACGCGGAUACGAGAUUGUCCCCCGCUAGAUGUCGCCUUGUUAGAAGAUUCAUGCGUUUCGUUUUCGCGGAAGUAUUACGCGUGCACAGGCGCGGGAUGAAACUACAGAGUGACGGGUCUACGCACAACAAUUAUUAUGUUGUGCCCACCAUUAAAACAACCAAUGAAGAUGGUACGACUAAAAUUGACAUCGAUUGGUCGUUUCUGGAGCUGAUAUACCAACACACGGAGGCUAAGAAACACGCGGAGAUUGAGAAGCCUGUAUUAUUCCCCGACGGAGAAAGCAAAGACGGGAAAAAGGAAGGAGUUAAGAAAAUGGAGAACCCUCUCCUCAAACCGGGCGAAGUGUUCGUGUUUGACCCUGAGAAGUAUAAAGAAGCCGUGGUCACGCCGUGGUACAGGAACCAGGACCAACCGCAGUUCUUCCUAGUCGCCGAGAUAUGCUGGAACCUGACCCCAGACUCGGCAUUCCCAUCCGCGAGCCACAGCAGCUUCAGAAAAUACUACAGCAGCAAAUAUGGCGUCACUCUGACGCAGGCGUCUCAGCCUUUGCUGGACGUGGACCAUACCAGCGCUAGACUGAACCUACUCACACCCAGAUACGUGAACCGCAAAGGCGUAGCCCUACCCGUAUCAUCGGAGAGGACCCGACGUGCGAAACGAGACAGACUGGACCAGAAACAGAUAUUGUUACCGGAACUGUGCACUGUACAUCCGUUCGCCGCGCCCCUGUGGUUUGCCACCGUGGCGCUACCUUGUGUGCUAUACAGAAUUAAUGCACUGCUCAUAGCUGAUGAAAUACGACGGGCGGUGGCAAUAGAGGUGGGCCUGGGGAUACCGAAGAUUGACAAGACCACGCGCCCAGGGUUUUCCUGGCCGCCGCUGGACUUCGGAUGGAGUUUGGCUGAGGUACUGAAUGCGGAUGAAAAAGAUGACAGGAAGAAGUGUGGCGAUAACGCGAGCGAAGAAAAGGAUGUUAAAGAAGUCGCGGACAGUGAAAACAAACUCAAAGAGGCUACCGAUCAAAAAAACGAAUCUGAAACAUCUCCUGAGGAAGGGAAAGAGAAGACCAUCAAUGAUAUAUUGCAAGAGAAAGAGAAUGCUGAGAGUAGUUUUGAAAUUGGCACGUGGAGUAACGAGAUGGCGUACAAUAUACCAGCGGAGACGGAAUACGAUGAGUUGAUGGAGCCUCUGCCUUCAAACGUCACCCUUGUCACUUCCGAGUCAGGUGGCGUAAAUUGGUCAGAGAAGCCGAGACAGUAUAAUCCGCCGAAGGCAUUCUCAGUGGCGGACAGCGAUUGUUCUUAUAUGUCUAGCGAUUUCGAUACGGACACAGACUCUGAUGAGAGUUACGAUGGCGACUCCGGCUUUGGCACGGGAAAGAUUAAUAUGACGCCAUCUAGUUUCCGCAUUGAGUACAAAACGGCCCACGAGGCCGAGGCCUUCGACUUGGAACGCAAGAAGGUGAACCCCGCACCCACGGGGGAUCCCCUGGAUGACGCGCUGGAUAGGAGGGAACACGAACUGUGCGUUAGACAGGGGACUGCCCCGGAACAGCACAUUGAACAGUUCCGUAAAUCCGUAGAACAACACAAAAACGACAUCAUACGAAACGGAAGUCUCAUAGACAAGGACAGGCCGAUACUGGACAUACUGCCGGAGCCGGCCAGAGACAAACUCGCCGCCAACUCGACCGAAACUCGAGUCGAAAACGAACUUGUCAAACAAAUGUUCCCGUACAAGGACGAUAAAUUGGAAGUGCUUGAGAACGGUCAGAUUACAUUGAAAAGCAUUGAGCAAAAUAAGAGAAUGCUACUGGCCGAAUUGAAAAAGAGUUUGACAGUUGACGAGAUAAAAAAAAUGAAGUGUUUCUCUAUGGUCGACGUGGAUAUAGACGCGAAGGGUUAUGUCAACGAGAAAUUGGUCAAUGUGGGUUUUGAUACCAGAGAUAUUUAUGAGAGGAAAAUUAGUAAUUGGGACAGUGUGAGGGAAUUUAAACCUUAUUAUGAAGAGGGUAAAGUCCAGAAUGGGAAGAGCUUUGAUUUCGAUUAUCAACCCAAUUUGGAGGGACAUCCGGGGCCCAGUCCCAGUGUUAUAUUACAGGCGCUGACCAUGUCGAACGCCAACGAUGGUAUAAAUCUGGAGCGUUUGGAGACGAUAGGUGACAGUUUCCUCAAGUUCGCCAUAACCGCGUAUUUGUACUGCGCCCACCCUACCGUGCACGAGGGGAAAUUGAGUCACAUGAGGAGUAAGCAGGUGUCGAAUCUGAACCUGUACCGGCUCGGUCGCAACAAACGUCUCGGCGCUCGUAUGAUCGCGUCCAAGUUCGAACCGCACGACAACUGGUUGCCGCCGUGCCAUAAACCGCCACCUACACUACAUCCCAAGACUACAGAGGACUCCGAAAAUACUCCAUCCACCGCUGAAAUACCACAAGACACCGCCGGCUGCUUCAUACCGUACAACCUGAUCACUCAACAUAGUAUUCCAGACAAAUCAAUAGCCGACUGCGUGGAAGCUCUAAUUGGAGCAUAUCUUCUCGAAUGUGGACCACGAGGCGCUUUGCUCUUCAUGUCUUGGCUCGGUAUACGAGUGUUGCCAUCGCACGAGCUUCCGUUACCACCUGACCACCCUUAUGUGGUCAGAAAAAUGAACGACACACUGAAAUCCCCAUCACGCCAAAAGCAGCGUUCCCCCCACCACUCCGGCCGCGACGCCACGGAUUCGGACACGGCGAGCGAACAGACAGACGCACACGAGCAGCAACAGGACGGCCUGCAGGAGGACUGGUCGUGGGCGGGCCGGCCUGUGGGGUCGCUGCGGCCGUACCGAGACGAGAGCGGCGGGUGGAUGCAGUCAAUAUUUGGUGAGCUGAAACCACCCCCCUCACCGCUGCUGAGGUAUAUAGAGGAUCCCGAGGGAGAAUUGGAGCAAAUGUUAUCAGGCUACGACGCUUUAGAAAGAACGCUGCAAUACCGCUUCAAGGAUCGUUCUUUAUUGCUGCAAGCGCUUACGCACGCGUCCCAUCACAACAACAGGCUCACAGACUGCUACCAGAGACUGGAGUUCCUGGGAGACGCCAUAUUAGAUUAUCUCAUAACGCGUCAUCUGUACGAGGAGCCGCGUCGCCACUCUCCCGGCGCGUUGACAGAUCUCCGUUCGGCGCUUGUCAAUAAUACAAUUUUCGCCACAUUGGCCGCCAGGCAUGGGUUUCAUAAAUAUUUCCGUCACAUGUCGCCCGGAUUGAACGAGGUUUUAACGAAAUAUGUGAAAAUACAAGAGGAGAAUGGACAUUCUAUUAGUGAAGAGCACUAUCUUAUCCAAGAGGACGAGAUGGAGCAGGCGGAAGACGUAGAAGUGCCCAAGGCAUUGGGCGACUUGUUCGAGUCAGUAGCCGGCGCGAUAUUUUUGGAUUCAGGAAUGUCCCUCGGCGCCGUGUGGAAAUCCUACGUGAAUCUGAUGGGCGCUGAAUUGGAGGCGUUCAGCGCGGCCGCGCCCAAGUCGCCGGUGAGGGAGCUGCUGGAGGCCGAACCUGACACCGCUAAGUUCGGCAAACCGGAACGCCUGGCCGACGGCCGCCGCGUUCGCGUUUCGGUCGAGGUGUUCGGACGCGGCACGUUCAAAGGGAUCGGCAGGAAUUACCGCAUCGCCAAAGGUACAGCCGCCAGAUGCGCCCUCAGACAUCUCAGGCUAUUGCAUAAGGGACAUUAGGUUUACUGUACCUACAUUAAAUGUUAUUAAUAUAAUUGGUGCCGUGUGGUACCAAUACAAAAAAGAAUAGAACCACUCCAUUUCUUUACCAUGGAUGUCGUGAAAGGCGACUUAGGGAUAGGCUCACAAAAUUGGGAUUCUUUUUUUUAGGCGAUGGGCUAGCAACCUGUCACUAUUCGAAUCUCAAUUCUAUCAUUAAGCCAAAUAGCUGAACGUGGCCAUUAAGUUUUUUUAAGACUGUUGUCUCUGUCUA